AUGUGUCAUCAGAAGCUAACCAUCUCCUGGUUUGCCGUGGUUUUGCUGGCAUCUCCACUCAUGGCCAUUUGGGAGCUGGAGAAAGAUGUUUAUGUUGUAGAGGUGGACUGGAGCCCUGGUGCCCCUGGAGAAAGCGUGGCCCUCACCUGUGACACUCCUGAAGAAGAUGAUAUCACCUGGACCUCAGACCAGAGAAUUGAUUUUAAAGAGUCUGGAAAGACCGUGACCUUCGAAGUCAAAGAAUUUACACAUGCCGGUCAAUACACCUGCCACAAAGGAGGCGAGACUCUGAGCCACUCACGACUCCUGCUCCACAAGAAAGAAAAUGGGAUUUGGUCCACUGACAUUUUAAAGGAGCAGAAAAAUUCCAAAAAUAAGACGUUCCUGAAAUGCGAGGCACCAAAUUACUCUGGGCGGUUCACCUGCUCCUGGCUGGUGGAAAGAACCGACCUGAAGUUCAGCAUCAGGAGCGGUAGUAGCUCCCCUGACUCCAGAGCAGUGACAUGUGGAGCAGCAUCUCUGUCUUCAGAGAAGGUCAGAGUGGAUGAGCAGGACUACGAGCAGUACUCGGUGUCAUGCCAGGAGGACGUCACCUGCCCCACUGCCGAGGAGACCCUGCCCAUUGAACUGGUGCUGGAUGCGCAGGAGCAGAAUAAAUAUGAGAACUACAGCACCAGCUUCUUCAUCAGGGACAUCAUCAAACCGGAUCCGCCCAAGAACGUGCAGGUGAAGCCUUUGAAGAACGAUGCGGUAGAGGUCAGCUGGGAGUACCCUGACUCGUGGAGCACUCCCCAUUCCUACUUCUCCCUCAAGUUCUUUGUUCAGAUCCAGUGCAAUAAAGAAAAGACUAAGAAGAAGAGGAAGAAGACUGAGGUGGAGAGUGAGAGGAAGUGUAAACAGAAAGAGCCAUUCCUAGUAGACAAGACCUCUGCCACAGUUGAAUGCAAAGGUGCGAAAGUCUGCGUGCAAGCUCAGGAUCGCUACUACAAUUCGUCAUUCAGUAAAUGGGAGUGUGUACCCUGCAAGUAG
Molecule: messenger RNA, 1029 nt
Organism: Acomys russatus (golden spiny mouse)
Lineage: Eukaryota; Metazoa; Chordata; Mammalia; Rodentia; Muridae
Gene: Il12b
Product: interleukin 12B
Exons: 6
Coding region: 1-1029 (342 amino acids)
Biological process (GO): immunoglobulin mediated immune response; cytokine-mediated signaling pathway
Cellular component (GO): external side of plasma membrane; membrane
Molecular function (GO): protein binding; cytokine receptor activity
Source: RefSeq, a predicted model, not a curated record